AAUUUGUCUCCAUUCGAUUUCGAUUUCGAGUUCGAUUUCAAUCCACAGUCAAUUAUUUGGCCACGCAUCUCCCAUUCCGAUUCCGAUUCAGCCCUCCCUCCUCCCUCCGCCGCCCGCCCGCCCGCCCGUGCCAUGGAAGAGGCGGACUCCGACCCCGACCUCGGGUUCGGGUCCGGCUCCGGCUCCGGAUCGGUCCCCCCGGCGCUCGUGUCCCUCGCCCCGUUCACGCCCGGGCCAUCCCCCGCGGCGCGCCGGCUCUCGAGCCAGUUCGCCGAGCCGGGCCGCCCCGUCCCCGCGGCGCGCAGGCUGGCGUACGUCUCCCUCCAGGGGCGGCUCGUGAACGCGGAGGAGGCGACGUCGGCCCGGGCGAUCGGCGGCGGAGGCUUCCUGGGCCGGGAGGAGGCGGCGGCCUGGGAGCUGUUCAGCCCCGUCCAGAGGGUGCUCCUCGUCGCCGUCAUCGGCGUGGCCGUCGCGGAGUCGAGGAAGAAUCGGCUGAUUUCGCAGCUCAGAAGCUCUGUGGAACUUAGGGAUCAGAUUCUGUCGAGCAUGCAGCAGAAGCUUGACAAUUUGUGCCAGCAAGUCCAUAAUGUCAAGGACCGGGAGGGAAAUGGGGCGGAAGCAUCCGUUGCCAAGAACUUUGGGUUCCCGUUUGACGCAACCUUCGAAUCGAACGGGAUCGAAUUUGUCGAUUGCGGUUGUUGGUUAUGUGAUCAGCACCACAAACAGUUUGGUGGACUGAUGAGUAAUUCUAUUAUGAGAGUUUCCAAUGGGAGUGAUAUCCAACAGUCAAAGACGACCUUCACAGAAGAAGCAGAACCAGAGGAACGACGCAUGUCUGACUUGUCGGAUUGGGCGUCAAGUGUGACAUCUUCAGCUGAAAUUCAGACAAAUGCUAUGGCUAUAGAACAAGACGUAUACAAUCUGAAGAGAGAGUGUGAAGAAAAGGACGCAACAAUAAAGGAGCUCACUGGCUUUCUGCAAUCAUGUGAUGCUGCUGGCUCCAAGAGGAUUGCAGAACUUGAAGACGUUAUACGCAGGAAGAAUGUGAUAAUUACAAAGCUCAGGAAGGACAUGGUAAUUCUCGACCAAAAGGUUGUUCAACUCACAAGAUUGCGAAGACCCUCUUCGCAAAUAGAUACCAAUACAAGCACCAGACAAAUCCCUGUUAUGGCAGAUAAUCUCCUUUAUGACAUGGACAGUUCAACUAGCCCUUCCUCUUCUGAUUCGGAUAGCUCUCCUAAAACCAGACCGCAAGCGACCAUUGUCAAACAGCAGGUGACACCAGCAGAAAAAUGUGGAGAUGCUUUGAGGAAAAACGAUAAUUCGGUAGCGGAAAAGACCUCAAGUUUCUCGAUGAAAUCAGUUGUUGGUCGAACCAGGUCUAGAUCAGUAAGUCCUCUUAAGGAGAUUACGACAAAUGAUAAAUCAAGUAAGAUCUCUUCGGAGCGGCAAAGGCAGCUGUCGUCGGCUGGAGGAGAUUCCAAGAGGAAUAGGAAGCAAACUAAUACUGGAUCGAAGGAUGCGAUCACUAGGAAGCGAUGGUCUUAGUGAAAGUUUUAAAACUUGGACCAAUUUGUUUUUUUAGUGCUGGUAAAAACCAGUUGAAUAAUCUAGUUAAGCGUCUUGCUGAACCGGUCGACAUUAUGAAUUAUUCAAAGCAAGAGAUAUCUCUCUAUCUGCAAAUUCUAAAUGGCAAGUUGUGAACCAGUUACAAUC
Messenger RNA from Syzygium oleosum, 1716 nucleotides. RefSeq lists its product as uncharacterized. The coding region runs from base 133 to 1548 and encodes 471 amino acids. NCBI's taxonomy places the organism in Eukaryota, Viridiplantae, Streptophyta, Magnoliopsida, Myrtales, Myrtaceae. The record is from RefSeq and is a predicted model, not a curated record. The transcript is spliced from 6 exons.